Pangasianodon hypophthalmus (striped catfish) is the source of this 4888-nucleotide messenger RNA. It is a transcript of the gene phf20b, whose product is annotated as PHD finger protein 20, b. Gene Ontology annotation, cellular component: NSL complex; nucleus; MLL1 complex. Gene Ontology annotation, biological process: regulation of transcription by RNA polymerase II. Bases 176 to 3139 code for a protein of 987 amino acids. The transcript is spliced from 19 exons. The record is from RefSeq and is a predicted model, not a curated record. Lineage: Eukaryota; Metazoa; Chordata; Actinopteri; Siluriformes; Pangasiidae.
GCGCAGACGAGCGCCGCCUCGUAAGCACCGGCCUUGCUCGCCGGAGAAAACAAACUGCGCGGAUAAGAGAGUGAGCACGCGGCGCGCGCGCACAGCCACACUGCACUUACUAUUGUUCUCAGUGCACUUGGAAUAAAAAAUUCCGUCAAAGAAAGGUUGGUGUGAAGCACACAGCAUGACUAAGACGCCUCCUCACAGGCGAGGGAUCACGUUCGAGGUGGGGGCGCCAUUGGAGGCCCGGGACAGUCUGAAGAACUGGUAUGCUGCCAGCAUUGAGAAGAUCGACUACGAGGAUGAGAAGGUCCUGAUUCACUAUAGACAGUGGAGUCAUCGCUAUGAUGAGUGGUUCGACUGGAGCAGCCCCUACCUUCGGCCUGUGGAACGAAUCCAGCUGCGGAGACAGGGUCUGCAGGAGCACAACAUGGCCCCGGGUUUUCAAAUCAACCAGAAGGUUUUAGCCAGCUGGUCAGACUGCCGAUACUAUCCUGCUAAGAUCCUCUCCCGUGAUAAAGAAGAUUCUUACACGGUGAAGUUUUUUGAUGGUGUCGUUAAGACCGUGAAAGGGAUAAAGAUUAAGCCUUUCAGAAAGGAGAACGCAAGCAACAAGCCGGGGCAGCCAAGCCGAAAGCGGGCAGCAGGAAAAAACUGUAAGACCAAAGAAAACAGAAGGAACCAUCAGGAUGGCGAGACAGAAUCGGAGGAAGAAGACUCAAAAGUGACAGACGAGUGCGGCAAGCUUCAGGACACCAUGCUGGCUGAAAAGGAGCCGUCAGAAAUGGCGAACGGACACGAAGCGCAGGAGGAUAAGCCGUCCAGUGAAGAGAUGAAGACAGAAGCACAGGAGAACGGAGGAGGGGAAGUGAUGGAGAUGAACGGAGGAGGAGAAGACGAGGAGAAAGUUGAAACACUUCAGAACGGCGCCCAUGAGAGCUGUGGAGAGGGACAAGAGAAAGACGAGAAAGAAAAAGAGGCCAAUCUUGGCCAGAACAGGAGAGCAAGAGGCAAAGUAGCGGAGGGAAAAGACACAGAACGGGCUAGUGUUCCAGAGCUGAGGAAGAGACGUGCGUCCACGGGACAAACUCCUCCAUCCAAGAGGAGCAGAGCCAAUACUGCAGACAGAAACAGUCGAUCCCAGAUAAGACCUGCUAGAUCAGAUUCUGUCCCAGAAAGCCUCAGUGAUAAGGAUGGUCUCUGCAAGACAGGUCUUCUGGAGAGCCCCAAGCCUGUUGUACAGACAGCGUCUACUCCUGAUCUCGCCACACUGCUGCAACGACAAGUCCACCUCCCAACCACCAAUAAGUACAGCAGGGAACCAUUGUACAGGGUCAUCAAGAACCAGCCGCCGCCCAUCCUCUCCAUCGAACUGGACCAUAACCCGUUUAAGUGCCAGGUGCCAGGCUGCACCAAGUCCUUCCGCAAGGCGUCUCUGCUGCACUAUCACAUGAAGUACUACCACUCUGAGAGCGAGCUGUGCUCUUCACACAGCGCCCACGCGCACACCUCCGAACCUCAGGCCCAGGAGAGCCACACACACACCGCUGAGACUCCACGCAGACGUCGCACCGUUUCUGCAUCACUAGACACUCCGUCCCCGCUGAGUGACAGUAAAUCCAGUCACACCCCGUCACCCCAUACUGCCAACGGUGUGCAUCGUCAGCGCAGCUCCUCCCACUGCGAGAGAAGCAAAGAGAACCAGCACACCAACCGCGCGCUCCAUGACGACAGAGACUGGGUCACCAUGGAAACAGAACGAGAGAAGAGGAGAGAAAAGAAGCAGAGGGACUUCUGCAUCAAGUCAAAGAAGAAGAAAAAGAAGAAAAAGAGGUCCAAGUCAGACUCUCACGGCAGUGAUAAGAGCAAUGGCUUUAGCUCGUACCCCUGCAAUCCAAAACUGUCACUCAAAUUGCCCCUCUCCCACAAACACCGCUCCUACGCCGCACACUUCCCCGAACCAGAGCUCGAUGAUGGUGAAGACAGUGGCAGUGAUUGGUCUACAGACAGCCCUCUGUGGAGCGAGGAGGAGUCAGAGACGGGGCUCGAUCUGAACACGCCUUUCUCUGAGCAGGGGGUGGAGACGGUGGGUCAUGACUCAGAGAUAGUGCGCUGUGUGUGCGAGGUGCAGGAGGAGAACGACUUCAUGAUCCAGUGUGAUGAGUGUUUAUGCUGGCAGCAUGGCACAUGCAUGGGCCUGUAUGAGGACAGCGUCCCUGACACCUACAGCUGCUACAUCUGCAGGGACCCACCUGCUCAGAGACAGAGUCAGCGCUACUGGUACGAUAAGGACUGGCUCAGCAGCGGUCACAUGUACGGCCUGCCCUUCUUAGAAGAAAACUACUCUCAUCAGAAUGGCAAGAAAAUGACAGCCACGCAUCAGCUCCUGGGCGACGUGCACCGUGUGUUCGAAGUGCUCAAUGGCCUGCAGCUCAAAAUGAGCAUACUGCAGGCUCAGGCUCACCCAGACCUGAAACUGUGGCGGCAGCCCUGGAAGCCCUCUGACGGCAUACUCAGGAAGGGGACGGGGCAUUCCGGCAUGACCACGCCCUGUCCCUCAUCCCCUCAUGCAGCGGACUCCACAGACGAUCAGCCGGUCAAUUCCAAACAGCCCGUGCCUCCCGCCUUCUCCUUCCAGACGUCUUACAUCAGCAGCGAGCACUGCUACCAAAAGCCACAUGCGUAUUAUCCAGCACUGGAGCAGCGGCUGGUGGUGGAGACACGCAGCACCGAGGAGCUUCUGGAGCUCGAGACGCGCAAACUGCAGCUGACCAACGCUAAGGAGUUGGAGUGUCGCAUGAAGCUGCUGGCGGCGGCUGAAAGAGAGAAGAGCUGUGCGGCCCAGGUUAAGGAAGAGGAGCCUGACCCGGAGACCUGUGACUCCAAACCCGACCCCGACCUCCUGCUACACCAGCAGUGGCAACUGAACCUGCUGGAACACAUCGAGGCUGUGCAGGACGAGGUCAGCCACAGGAUGGAUCUCAUAGAGCGGGAGCUGGAUGUUUUAGAAAGUUGGCUGGACUACACAGGUGAGCUGGAGCCUCCAGAACCUCUGGCGCGGCUCCCGCAGCUCAAACACCGCAUCAGACAGCUACUGACAGACCUGGGAACAGUGCAGCAGAUCGCUUUGUGCUCCUCAUCCACAUGAGGGCGUCAGCACACAGCUCUCCUCACAGGUCUCCUCGCAAACCUAUAGUACAGGAGAGAUGGAAUUUAAAAAAAGACAGACUUGAAUCUGAACUAAAGAAGAUAAAUAAGUGGUAUCAUGCUCUGGGGAGAACUGCGAGCCAAAACAAACCAACCCAUGAGACAAAAAGGAAGAGAGAAAUUACUUGAACGUUUAAUAUGUUAAAAGGUUUGAAUGUAAUUCAGGGUUGUGGUUCAAGAUUAGGCAUCAAUUAUGCCUGUUUUUUUUUUUUUUUUUUUUUUUUUUUUUUUCUUUUCUUUUUUUUUUUUGUUUUUUUUGAAGGACUAUAAUGUUUAUGGCAUUACACGCAAGGGAUAUUAUUUUGGUUAUGAAACAAAUUUUUUAGCACUUAAAUUUGUUAAUUAUCCUCAUAUAAAGUUCUAUUUUCUUUUGGUUGGUUGGUUGAUUUUCUCCACGUCGUUGCUGAUGUUAUGCAAAACCACCUUUUCAUACGUGACCUGUUUGUCAAGGACUGUUUGAAUAUUCAACAUCAUCAUCAGACGAAGAGACUCUGAGGCAGUGACUGGUUUUGCAGCUGUUGAAGUAAACAUGGAAAUGUUUAAAGGAACAUCUAUUUUAAUCUCAAAGUACUUGCAUCUUGCUUUUAUAUUUGUAUUAAAUAGACAAUGUAAGUUGCCUAUAUGUAAACUUUAAUUCAUGUUUUUCUUGUUUUGUUCUUUUCCAUAACUGUAAUGUUAUUUACUGUGACUGAGUCUGCAUUCAUAAUAAUAAUAAUAGUAAUAAUAAUAAUGAUAAUAUAACGUUACCUUUAUCCCUUUGUAAAUUCUGUAGUACUGUUUUUCUCGUGCCAGCCUCGGUUUUGGACAUGAUCGCUUAUAUUUGUUUCCUAUGAAUGAAAAUGUUUUCCCUGCCAUAUUUAACAAGCACAAAAAAAAAGGGUAUCAUAUUUAAUUUAAAAAAAAAAAAAAUUCACAAGCUCUUACAGCAUACUGUACUGUUAUUUCUGUUUUUUUCUCUUUUUUUUUCUUCCAUUUCCAUUUUAGGGCACUAGCUGCCCUUUUAACUUAUUGUAACUGAGAAUUUAAGUUAUUGAUUCUGCUUUUUUUUUUUUUUUUUUUUUUAAACCCGCAGUUGGUGUGUGUGAGUGUGUCUAUAGGCUGAGGUGUUGGCCAGAAUGAUGUCAUUUUGAGUGUGUGUGUGUGUAUCAGAGGAGCAGAUGGGCCCUCAGUGUGUGUUCAGCAAGAGAGUGUCAGAGUUCAGUGCUCACGCCCAAAAGUGUUUCAUUUGAAUUUCAAUUCUUAUCUUGCGCCAGAUAUUCCAGAGCAACACAUUCAAAUGCAACAAUGUCUACGUUUAUCCAAUCCGAUCCUAAAAGUAUGGAAGAGGGUAGAUGCUGUUUAUACUUUUCUAAACUUCAUGCUUUUCUUUAUGUAGCCUGUGACCUGUAUGCAGCCUGUUCUCUGUGCUUUCACGUUGCUGUGCAUUGUGUUGCGUGUCUGCCCUCUUGCAUCACCAGUCACUGGAAGUUCAGUAAUCAGACAUGAUUUUAUUUUAUAAAACCUAUGAUUUUUUUUUUUUUUUUUUUAAGUGCUUUUGUGUGGCGUCCAAGUUCUCCUGGACUUCUCAAUUAAAAAUCCAUUCUCCAAACCGCCAUGGAAACUGGAGAAAUUCUUUGUCAAUGAUAAUAAUGCAUUAGCUGAAGCCAAGAAAAAUAAAUAAUGUCCUGUACGCACAGCUUCCAUAAACCUA